AUGAAUAAUCAAGAAGCUCUCUCUGAAGACACGAUUGCGGAGCUACGCGAGGCCUUUGCGCUAUUCGACAAGGACAGCAAUGGCGCGAUCAGCACCAAAGAGCUCGGCAACGUGAUGCGCGCCCUCGGCCAGAACCCUACCGAGGCCGAACUAAAGGACAUGAUUACCGAGGUAGACACCGAUGGCGACGGCACCGUCGACUUCCCCGAGUUUCUCGCCCUCAUGACCAAGAAGGGGCGCAGUGCAGACACCGAAGAGGAGAUCCGCGAGGCGUUUAAAGUGUUCGAUAGGGACGGGAAUGGCUUCAUCACUGCUGCGGAGUUGCGCCAUGUCAUGACCACGUUGGGCGAGAAGCUGACAGAAGAAGAAGUCGAUGCCAUGAUACGGGAAGCCGACACGGACGGAGACGGGCAGAUUAACUACGAAGAGUUUGUUGCACUAAUAACGUCGACCUAG
Rhipicephalus microplus (southern cattle tick) is the source of this 456-nucleotide messenger RNA. Its product is annotated as calmodulin. The record is from RefSeq and is a predicted model, not a curated record. Gene Ontology annotation, cellular component: myosin II complex. Lineage: Eukaryota; Metazoa; Arthropoda; Arachnida; Ixodida; Ixodidae. Gene Ontology annotation, molecular function: calcium ion binding.